Molecule: messenger RNA, 587 nt
Organism: Rhipicephalus microplus (southern cattle tick)
Lineage: Eukaryota; Metazoa; Arthropoda; Arachnida; Ixodida; Ixodidae
Source: RefSeq, a predicted model, not a curated record
CUUUCUUCGUAGCCAUCGUGUCGAAAGGACGCUUCUGCAUCGGCGCCCGAUUUUCGUUUCGUCGACCGACUUUGCCAUUCACAAAAAUAGCCAUGAAGUGCACAGUUGGCGCCAGCCGUCUGCUAAUCCUCGCUGUCGCCCUCACAACAGUGCUGCUACUGGCGGCUCCACUUGUAGCUGAAGGUGCAGCCAGGCAGUUCUGCUCGCCCCAUGGUGGCUUGUGUUUUGGACCCCUGGAUUGCUGCUCCGGCCAGUGCGUCAACGGUGUGUGCUGCGACGAGUACCUGGGAACUUGCCCCUUCGAUUACCUAGGUGGUCCCUACUGGAAGCGCGACUCCGAUGCCAUCACCACCACGGUGACCACGCCCGAGCCGGAAGGAUCUUCAACGACCCCUACCACCGAGAGCGUCACUCAAGAAGAGGAGAAGCCUGAAGACGCCGUGACGAGGAUUCUCGGUAGACCAUGACUCGGUUUACGACAACGCAUCUGCUGCGCUGAAGUUCCAUUGCGUGUCUCGUCAGUUCCCGCUAUGCCCGUGUACAUAUAACAGAAAUGCUCAAACAAGGCUGUUUAUGCCACUGUCUAA